AUGGCGGCGGGGCCGCUCUGGCCCCGCUCUGCCCGCGCCGCCGCCGCAGGCCCCGCCGCCCUCACACCGCCGCUCGGCCCCGGCCCCGGCCGCGCGGCCCCGCGCCUCCGUAGCCCCCCGCGCCGUCCCCCCGGCCGCUCCCCGGUGUCUCUGCCUCGCGGCGGCGGCGGGGCGAUGGCGCCCGCUGUGAGGAUGGCCCGAGCGGGAGAGAGGCGGCAGCCGCUGCCCCGCCUGGUGCCCCGCUACUCCGUGCUGGAGGCUGUCACCUGGGGAGCGCUGGGCGCGCUGCUCCUGCAGCUCGUCAGGCAGGUGGCGUGGCUGAGGUCGCUGCCGGACGCCCGGAGGGAGCGGAGGUGUCCCUGGCUGUCCCCGCUGCCCCCCCAGCACACAGUGGUGACUGAAGCCUCAACCAGCUGUCCCAGUGAGCAGUUGGGGUCCCAGUUCCUGCAGAAAGCAAUUCCAGAGGCCACAGCAGAGAAUUCAUCCUCAGGCAUCCCCUCAGGGCAAGGAGAGAGCCAGCCCUGGGCAGAAGUAGGGGAGUUCCAAAUCCCUGCAAGCUCCAGUGUGGAGCCACUUCUCCACAGUGCAAAGGGUGACCCAGCUCAGCGAGGGCAUUUAGAGGAAGCCGCUUUCCAAUUGCAGCAGAUUUUCCGGAUUGAUAUUUCCAUUGCCUUGAAUAUCCUCGGGAUCGAGAGCAUGAGGGCAGGGCACUGCAGGACAGGCUUCACCUGCUUCAAACUGGCUGCUGAUCGAGGCUACAGCAAAGCCCAGUUCAACGUGGGCCUGUGCUAUGAGCAUGGCAGAGGCACAGAGAAAGACCUGGAAAAGGCAGCUCUCUAUUACUGCCACGCUGCCAGCAGCUGCCACCCCAUGGCCCAGUACCGCUACGGGAGGUACCUCCUGCAGCACAGCCCUGGCCAGCAGUGGGACAGGCUCCAGAGGGCCCUGACGUUCCUGGAGGGAGCAGCAACGGCUGGGAUCACAGAGGCACAGGCUUAUCUUGGAGUGUUCUACAUGAGGGGGCUGCAGCCCCAGGAAAAGAGGGGUCUGAAGUACCUGCUGCUGGCAGCAAACAGUGGUGAUGCCCAAAGCAGGUACCACGUGGGUGUUUGCUACGAGCAGGGCCUUGGGGUGCAGCAGAACCUGGCAGAGGCACUGAGGCACUACAGGGAGGCAGCUGCUGCUGGGAACAGGCACGCCCAGGAGAGACUGAAGCUGUGGGAAGAGGAGCUGGAAGAUGUGCGGGCAAAGCAUCCAUUCCCUUCAGGAAUACGAGCCUCUUCCUCGAGCCCCAGUUUCUGGGCUCUGGAGCCUGUGUCUGCAGAUCUCCACAGCACCCAGCCAGGAUGUGCCCUCACCCUGCCCCACUCUUGGAGCACAGACAGACUCCAUGUGAUGCUGCUGAGCAGUGCAGGAUGGAGCCGUGCCUUCGGACACAGGACAGUGCCUCUGGAAAGGCAGUUCUGGGAGCCCCACAGCUGCUGUUCCUAGAGCAGGCAGCACCAGCAGAACCUACAGAACAGCAGCACUGUCCUCCAGCCCCAGGCCCUUCCCGCGUGCCGACAGCUGCCGCAGGAGCCCCGCGCCUGUCUCGCUGUGGACUUGGACCUUCUGGGACAGAAUCAUUUCAAAGAGGGUGCUCAUCUCCGAGAGGAAGGUGCUGGUCAGCCUCGUCCCAGCAGCGCUGGAGUCAGCCCCAGCACCUUUGCCAAAGGUCUCAAAGGUCCUUGGUUUCUCCUGCCUUGCAGCCUCCUCCUCCUGAGAGGAGUGGGGGUUGUCGGGGGAGAAGACGUUGUCCUUGUAGCUGCUGGUGAGGGGGAAGGAGAGCCGGGCCAUCCACGCUGGGUCUGCAGCCGUGAGCCUCUUGAGGGCCAGCUCUGAGGGAGACAGGGAGCAGAGGAGACCACAGGAGAGAAGAGAGGGAAAAAAUCAAAUAAAUAAAAUUAAUGAUUAAUAGGAAGAUCUCCUGAAAUCACUGAGAGAAGUGAUUGUAAACAGGUCUAGGGAGAAACUACCAAAUCAUACAACCCAGCAGCUUAGUAAAGCCAAGCAAAAUAGAACUGGUUUAAAACUACUGGGGUUCUUUGUUUUGUGUUAUUGUAAUAACCAUUAGAAUCACUUUGCUUUCUCAUUUGUUGCAGCCUGGAGUGGCACUUCACUGAAUUGUUAGCAAAGCCAGAGAGAGGGAGGGUUUAGGACUGGCUAAAGGGGAGCUGACAAUGGAAAGCUUGCAAGGGGGAAGUAUUGGACACAAAGAUAGUGGACUUCCCUUCAGGGUCACUCCAGGGGGGGAAUUUGCUGCUAAGCAGGCAGAUUGAGACUGAGAAGAAAUGGGUUAUUGUGAAAACAAUAAUAGCAGAAUGAAAUUCUGGAUUAUAAAAUGCACAGCUGGGUGGUUGAGCACUAGUAACAAACAAUUGAGCUAUAAAGUGGUUGUUCCUCGAUUGGAAACAGCUGAGGAGCAGUGGGAGCCUGGGCUGGGGGUUGGGGCAGGCUCCUUAGUGCACCAGUAAUGUGAUUUUGUCCCAGAAAUGGAAUCAUCCAGUGUGUUGGUCAAGGUAUGAAGGCAUAUCCAUGGUAUUGUUACCGGGUCUGGCGAGACAUGAUUAGGAGAAUUACACACAAAUCUGAUUAUCCAUCCAGAGGAGAGAGGAGCUGGAAUGACACCAGAGUAGGGAAAACUCUGGGGAUGAAAGCAGGAGUGAUCCAGGACGACCUGAUGGACACUCCAGGAGUGGGGGUUACUGCUCCUAAGGAAGCAAGUGCUCCCCAGGGCCCCGCUGCAACCUGCCACUAUUUUGAGGAGACAAGCACCGGCAAAGGAAAUCUUUAGGCUUAAAAUAGUACUGGCAAAAGAAGAAGUGAUUACAACUGUCCAUGAAUAAACAUCUCCUGGAAAAGAAAGGAAGGACCCCAUAGCAGGGAGAGCCUGGAAUAGCUUCCCCGUCAGACAGCAGGAAAGGAAACGGGGGUUCUUGUUUUUUGAGGUAGUUGGUAAACAAGAGUCCGUGCUGAGGAGCACAGAGCUGCCUUCCAGCCCCACGUUGUUCCUUCCCAAAGCAUAUCCCAGAACCCCUGGGGGGUUGGAAGCGACCACCUGGUUUGUGAAACACUUUGAGAGCAGUAAAACAAGUCACAGGUGUCUGGUAACAAAACACAGCAGUCCCAGGGUGGCCAGAGCUGGUGUCACUAAUAAUUGUGUGGCUCUGACUUGUACAGUGACCUCUGGAAGGAGGGUCUCCAUUCUGCUGCAGUUAUCCUGCUGCUUCCAGAGGAUCAUCAGUAUCCUCUCCCAGCCUGGGACACAGGGUCCCCACUCAGUGACUGAGACAAGGCUCCUUCCUCAGCCAACCAGUCCUUUUUCUCUGAAAAACUGCUUUCCUUGCGUGGAAUGGGGGUGAGAGCUGGGACUCAAACCUGGUAAGGAGAGAAGGGCAAGUACAUCACUUAGGUUUUUGUUUCAGAUGAAGCCCCAAAAUCCUUUUGCGUUGCUUCACUUCCAGGAUUUCUUUCUGCAAUCUCAGAAUUCUUUCAGUCACAGUUCCUUAACACAUCACCCAAGAGCGCUGCAGCCCCAUGGUUUUGCUCUUAAAACACCCAGUUUUCUCCUCCCAGUCUGCAAGAAGCCACUGCAUUCCCUAAAUAUUUGGAUGCCUCAGCUCUGGAGCAGGACACAACCAGUCUGCUCCCUGCUGGGAGAGCCACGGCUCUGUGGGCUGAUGGUCCUGUGGCCAUGAAACAUUUUGAUUAGGUUUGUUUAAUUUGACUAAUAACUCUUUACUGCCUUGUUUUAAUGGUGCUUUGAGAGCAGGGGUUGUUUUUAUCAUCAAUAAAGUUCUAUCUCUCAUCUGC
Messenger RNA from Manacus vitellinus (golden-collared manakin), 3852 nucleotides. RefSeq names its product DAP3 binding cell death enhancer 1 (gene DELE1). Bases 1 to 1491 code for a protein of 496 amino acids. Gene Ontology annotation, molecular function: protein binding. The record is from RefSeq and is a predicted model, not a curated record. The transcript has 12 exons. NCBI's taxonomy places the organism in Eukaryota, Metazoa, Chordata, Aves, Passeriformes, Pipridae.